Molecule: messenger RNA, 1584 nt
Organism: Caenorhabditis remanei
Lineage: Eukaryota; Metazoa; Nematoda; Chromadorea; Rhabditida; Rhabditidae
Exons: 5
Coding region: 1-1584 (527 amino acids)
Biological process (GO): transmembrane transport; monoatomic anion transport
Molecular function (GO): transmembrane transporter activity
Source: RefSeq, a predicted model, not a curated record
AUGGUGGUUCUCACAAAAAAUGCGGUGAAAAUCAACUAUGACGACGUGGCGAAGUCACCAGAUCAGUUGCUGCGAUCAAUGUCAUCAGUACAUCCGAUCAGUGAUGGCAUUCCUUCACAACAACGGCCUCUCAACUAUAGGUGGUUUCCAUCAUGGAGAUUUAUGACAUCUAUCAUGUUAUGUUUUUGUUUCGGAUGUGUUCAUCUCAUGAACAGCAAUAUGGGAAUGGCCAUUGUUUGUAUGGUCAACUCUUCGGUCACCUACGACAAUGAAACCUAUCCGGAGAAUGCGGCACCUCUUCUAGAUUGGUCUUCUGAUGAACAAGGAUAUAUUUUCUCUGCAUUCAAUGCAGGUCUUCUAGUUAUGCUUUUCACUGGUGGCAUGGCUGAUAAAUUCAAUGCCAAAUACAUGAUUCUUGUCAGUGUUGCCAUUGCUUCACUUGCCAACCUCACACUCCCAUUCAUGGCUCCGAUUAGUGUUUAUUGGGCAAUUUUCAGUCGGUUUUUGGUCGGAUUUGCUGAUGCUCUUCUGCAACCUGCUAUGAAUUCAUUGAUCACAAGAUGGUUCCCCACUUCUGAAAGAAGUUAUGCUUUGGGAUUGGCUACUGGUGGAAGACAAAUCGGUACCCUCAUCAUUAUUCCCGCCGCUGGAGCACUCUGUUCUCAAACGGAAAUCUUUGGUGGAUGGCCUUCAAUCUUUUAUCUUUCUGGAUUCAUUGGUAUCAUCUUCAUCUUUUCCUACAUCUUCCUCGGAGCUGACAAACCAUCAAAACAAAGCUGCAUCACCGAUAAUGAACUCAAAUUUAUCACAAUCUCCAAUCAAUCCGAAGACGUUGGAAAGAAGAGAACCGAGAGAAAGGUCCCAUGGAAGCACAUUCUCUCUUCUGGAGCUGUCUGGGCCUCUGUCAUUUCACUUGUCUGCCAUGAAUUCCCAUUGAUGACUUUAAUCAUGUUCUUGCCUUCAUAUCUUCAUGACGUCCAUCACUACCAUUCCACUGAAAACGGUAUUCUCUCUGCACUCCCAACUGUUUCCCUUUGGUUUGCCAAGAUCGGAUCUUCCUACUUAAACACUUGGCUCCAACAAAACACAACUUGGAAGAAGGAUACAAUCUGCAAAGUUCUCAACUCAAUCGGAUCAAUCGGUCUGGGAGUUUUCCUUCUUGCUGCCACAUUCCUUGACAAAUCUCAUGCCUGGAUGGCUGUACUCUUCCUUUGUCUUUCAAUGGCUUCUGCUGGUCUUCAUACUCCUGGAUGUCAACUUGCUCUUGUUUCUGUUGCUCCUGCUUAUUCUGGAGCUGUCACUGGAUUCACUUUCUUCUUUGUUGCUGUUUCUGGAAUUAUCCAUCCAAUUCUUACAAAAAUGAUAGUGAAAGAUCGUACUGCUGCUGAAUGGAACUUGGUUUUCUAUAUUUCAACAGUCAUUGCCAUCUUUCCAAUUGUCAUUUUCAAUGUGUGGGGAUCUACUGAGGUGCAAUGGUGGGCCAAAAGUAAGGCGUCAAUGCAACAAGAUCCAAAUAACAAAAAGAUGUCAAAAGCUUCAAAAGCUCCAUCAACACCAAGCAUUGAUAGUAUCGAUAUGGCCUAA